Molecule: messenger RNA, 1873 nt
Organism: Melospiza melodia melodia
Lineage: Eukaryota; Metazoa; Chordata; Aves; Passeriformes; Passerellidae
Gene: GRN
Product: granulin precursor
Exons: 13
Coding region: 111-1799 (562 amino acids)
Cellular component (GO): extracellular region
Source: RefSeq, a predicted model, not a curated record
GCUUGCUACCAGGACCGGGAGAGGGAACUGGGAGCGCUGGUGGGUACUGGGAGCGCUGGGAGACGCGGGCACGGCGCACAGGGAGGGGUCCCACAGGUGCUCCCAGAGCCAUGAAGACCCUCCUGCUGCUGUGGGUGGCCCUGGCCGGCGCGGGGGCCCAGCUGCCCUGUCCCCACGGGGGACCCUGCCCCGUCACCCCGGCCCUGCCUGCCCCCAGUGCUCUGGGAUGCCAGUAUGGCUCAUCGUGCCCCGCCAGCUGCCAGCUGCCAGAGAGUGUCCCCUGUGCUGGGGGCCACCGCUGCUGUCCCCGAGGGUCCCACUGCAGUGCUGAUGGGCAGUCCUGUGUCACAGACCUGGCCCCCCGUGCUGUCCCCUGUCCUGACGGCCAGUCCGAGUGUCCCGACGAUGCCACGUGCUGUGUGACGAGCAGCGGUGCCUGGGGGUGCUGCCCCAUGCCCCAGGCCUCAUGCUGUGCUGACAAAGUGCACUGCUGUCCCCACGCCACCGUCUGUGACCUGACCCGCGGGCGCUGCGUGUCCCCUGCCGGUGACACCGAUGUCCCCAUGGGCACAGCCUUCCCCGCCUGGAAGCGCCACCCGCCCGCCCCAGUGGCGCUACGCCAGGUGCUGUGUCCCGAUGGCCGCUCGGCGUGUCCCGACGGGGCCACCUGCUGCCAGCUGUCCCCAACGCAGUAUGGCUGCUGUCCCCUGCAGAACGCCGUGUGCUGCAGUGACGGGCAGCACUGCUGUCCCCAGGGCACCACCUGUGACCUGGUCCACUCCACCUGCACCUCCCUGGGGGGCUCUGCCUCCCUGGCAGCCCUGCCCACAGCUGGUGACAUCAAGUGUGACGAGAGGACGAGCUGUCCCGAUGGGAACACGUGCUGCAGGCUCAGCUCUGGGGCCUGGGGGUGCUGCCCCCUCGAGCAGGCCGUCUGCUGCCCCGACCAUGUGCACUGCUGCCCCCAGGGCUACACCUGUGACCCCGAGGGGGGCAGCUGCCUGCAGGGGGGGGGCUCCCGCCUGCCCUGGGUGCAGAAGAGCCCAGCAGUGCCCCACGGGGGACAGGUGACAUCGGGGAAUGUCAAAUGUGAUGAGACCACGAGCUGUCCUGACGGGAGCACGUGCUGCAGGAUGGGCCAGGGCACCUGGGGGUGCUGCCCCUUCAGCCAGGCCGUCUGCUGCCCCGACCUCGUGCACUGCUGCCCCCAGGGCUACACCUGUGACCCCGAGGGGGGCAGCUGCCUGCAGGGGGGGGGCACCCGCCUGCCCUGGGUGCAGAAGAGCCCAGCAGUGCCCCACGGGGGACAGGUGACAUCGGGGAAUGUCAAAUGUGAUGAGACCACGAGCUGUCCUGACGGGAGCACGUGCUGCCGGCUGAGCCUGGGCACCUGGGGGUGCUGCCCCCUCGAGCAGGCCGUUUGCUGCGGGGACCACAAGCACUGCUGUCCCCGGGGCUACACCUGCAAUGUGGCCACCGAGAGCUGUGAGAAGCUGCUGGCACCCACCCCGCUGCUGCCAACCCCCUCUGCCCCCCGCCCGGCCCCCUCUGCCCCCCGGCGGGCACCCCCCGUGCCGCUGCGAGCCGCUGGCACCCGCCCGGGUGGCCUCGUGCCCUGCGGUGCCACUGGCUCCUGCCGCGGGGGCCAGCGGUGCUGCCAGGCCCGGGGAGGCUCCUGGGGGUGCUGCCCCUUCGCCCAGGGCUCCUGCUGCUCCGACGGCCGCCACUGCUGCCCCGCGGGGUCCCGCUGCACUGGAGGGGGCUGGGGGUGCAGCCCCCAACGCUGGGACCUGCUCUGAUGGCACUGGGGACACCACCAGCACCAGCACCCACCCCGGGUGCCACCACCCCAAUAAACGGUUUCUAGGAGAAA